GAGCAGAGCGAUUGCAGGAGGCUAAGAACGAAGACAGUGUUCUAGCGCUGCCAGAGCAAUGACUCCUGCCUGUGGAAGAAGGUGUUGUACAUGUGAUAUCAUCUUCAAGCAAUGUCAGUGAUGCUUUUGGUCUGUCUUUUCUUUCUUUCUUUUUUUCUAGUGCCAAAUGCUUCAUUUAGUUCAGUUGCACUCAAAAACCGUAAUUAAAUAUGCUGAAUCUGCCUGAAGUCUUAGCUACUAGUUUUGCUAAUGCCUUCAGACAGAUGCUGAAUCGUCUGCAAGAUGAUUGCUGCUGUGUCGAGCUCCGCAGCUCUCAAGAAUGAUGUCUCUUAGGACAAGGAAGUUGUUUGUAGGGCAGACACUGCCUUGAUACCAAAUAAGCCAUAUUAAAAUUCUCUUCACCCUGUGCAAAUGAUCAUUUCUUCUGGAAAAUGGUCUAAAAUGGUCUAAAAUGGUCUAUGUUUGCUUCUUGACAUGUGCAGGGUUUUUUUUUUGUUUGUCUGUUUGUUUUAAACUCUGCAGCUUUGCUAUUCGGUUUCAACCCACCCUCCCUUUCACCGGACGGGGACGGGUUUUCCAAGCCCGGGUCAGGCUUGGCUGCAGGUCCCAGCACAGAUGCCAGGGGAACCACUGGAAUUCUUAAGACAGUUCCUAAACAAGUAGGAACAGAGUUGUUGUACCACACCGAGGAUGCUGCCAGUCCUCCAGAGAGCUGUAUGAAGGGCAGUGCUCCUCCAUCUUUACUGCCUGCUUGUUUAAAGGAUAUUUCUUUCUCCACCUCCAGUGUAAGGGUAUCAUCGCGUGCAAGUGCUUCUCUGGGACCGAUUUCCUGCUGGAAGUAGCUGCAGACUCAGCACCUGCUGUCCACAUUGCUGGCGCGGGGCGAUCGGCGCCUUUGGGGCACGGUGGGGUGGGCGCUGCCCCGGCGCUUCCGCACCGAGCUGCAGGAUGUGGCCAGGCUGUGACACAGCUCUGGGUAACCAGAGUUCCUUGCUCAGACAUCCCUCCUCAUCCCCCUUGCUACUUCCUCUCACCGAGUCUGCGGUGCGAUCAGAGGCUUCUCAAGGUCGCAUUUUCUGGAGGUUUUCUUCUUUUUCUUCUUUUUUUUUUUUUGACUCCGGUGCGGUAGCUGGUAGGGUCACAGCAGCAGCCGUUCCGGCAGCACUUUUUGCAGAGAGCCCGUGGCGUCAGCGUGGGCGCCGUCACGCUCACUCGACGCAGGGUGAAUCUCGCUGAACCGCAAGAAAAUAUUUUCCGUUUGUCUCAGUGCGUGUCGUGGCUGUGGUCACGGCCUGCGUCGCAGCCAGAGCUUGGAUCUCUGUGCAGAAAAGUUGGCUCAGCCCCUUCCUGCAGGAGAAGAAGGGCUAGGGAAAGGCAAGUGUGUUCUUACGGGGCAAGCUGGGGUGGUUUGGGUUUUCUUCCUUACUGUCAUUAAAUAAGAGAACAAGAGGCCUUGGUUUAAGUCCUUUAAUCUCUCUCCAAAGAAGAAAUGCUGAUAAGCACGAUGCAGCAUCUGUUAAAGAUGGGCUGAAUUGCAGAAAGGUCGUCUUGACUCGAAUUUGAAAUUUUUCUUGCCAGAGUUUGGGGGUGUUAUUUACCUAUUUAAACAACACUACAGCUAAGGAGAUUUUCUGCUUGGUGGAAGGGGCUUGUUUGCUUGUUUUCUUAGAAAAUUAUGGAAACUGUUACUUGCUGCAUUCUGUAGUGCAUCAGCUUGAGUUUCUGUUGCUUUAUUUGUUUCUCUGUCCAACACAUGUAAAACAAUAUUUUUGGUACAAUUUUCUGCCUUGAGCUUCCAUCAAAGAGCCGCUUGACACAAAUUAUAUGAAGGGAUGGAUGUGGGAACAAAGGAGGUAUAAUUAGCUACAGAUAAACAGAGCUGUGUUUCUUGUCAGCAUCCUUUCAAGAUCUUAACUCGUGUCUCAGCCUCUCAGAGCCAAUUCGUUUUCAUAGACUGGAAGAGGAAGACAAGCUUUCCUGGUCCUGGAGCUUUCAACCGGGCUUCACCAUGGAGUGAGCUCAGCUGAAAGGAGGAACGCAGUUGUGCUCUCUGCACCUGCAGAAGAGGCUGUGGCUGUUUUUGAAGCUGGUGCUGUUUCGGGAUACUGAGUUUAUGGGUGCCUGAGCUGCGUCGACUUCUCAUUCCCCUCAGCCCGUUCUCAUCCUGUCCUUAGUGCUACGACAGCACACGCAGCUCCUGGUCAGACUGGUAUUUUGUUAGAAUAUGUCCGGCAGCAGAGCUGGGCUCUACUGUAGGAUGUCAUAAAGUUACCUUUGGAGUAGGUUUGUGUGCAAAGAGGGGGGAGAAAAGCAUAGGUGAAGGAUCUGAUUCAAGUGAAGCCUAACUCAACGUUUGACCCUUCUUAAACCUUUGCUACUUUCCACCUGAAUAGCUGGCGCUGGAGUUUCUCCUCCUUUCGGAGGGAUUUGGGUCUCGCUGUGCUGGUGUCGUGAUCUCCUGCGCUGGCCCCGUCCCUCCCUGCUGUCUCGUUCUCAUCGCACCCUUUUCCUGGGGGCCUUUCUGGCUCCCCUGUCGCUGUGCUGAGCACACAGGGGGGCUCGCGGGGGCUCCUGGCCCAGCCCAGCUCGCCCCCAAUGGCCGGACUGUUCCUCUGCUCCGGGCUCUCCUGGGAGGAGAGAAAAGAAAAGAAAAGCUGGCGCCGGCUGCCCCUGCUCUGCUCAGAUCGGGGGCGAGGGCCCAAAUGGUAUCCCAGAUCUCUUCCUAUGGGAUUUAGACCAGGUUUCCUGUUGAGAGAGCUGCUCCUAAUCGCUGCCCUUCUGUGCUGCGUUGCAGAUCAGGACCAGAUGAGCAGAAGGAGGUUUCUGUGAAGAUCAGAGUCCUCGCUGCCCUGCCCCAGGAAGUGGCCCAGCAGCUCUGUGUCUGCAGCUGUCGUCGCUACGGGCCUGGAAAAAAAAGAAGAAGAGAAGAAAGAUGUCCCAUGCUUUAAAGCAAGUGUUCAAUAAAGACAAAACCUUCCGGCCCAAGCGCAAGUUUGAGCCGGGGACUCAGCGGUUCGAGCUGCACAAGAAAGCCCAAGCCUCGCUCAACGCUGGCCUGGACUUGAAGGUGGCCGUCCAGCUGCCGCCGGGAGAGGAGCAGAACGACUGGGUGGCAGUGCACGUGGUGGACUUCUUCAACCGCAUCAACCUGAUCUACGGCACCAUCAGUGACUAUUGCACGGAGCAGUCCUGCCCUGUCAUGUCCGGGGGGCCCAAGUACGAGUACAGAUGGCAGGACGAGCACAAGUACCGCAAGCCCACGGCCCUGUCCGCUCCCCAGUACAUGAACCUGCUGAUGGACUGGAUCGAGGUACAGAUCAACAACGAGGACAUCUUUCCCACUAACGUUGGUACUCCCUUCCCCAAGAACUUCCUCCCGGUGGUGAAGAAGAUUCUCUCCAGGCUCUUCCGAGUCUUUGUCCAUGUCUACAUCCACCACUUCGACAGGAUCACCCAGAUGGGGUCAGAAGCCCACGUGAACACCUGCUACAAGCACUUUUACUACUUUGUGAAAGAGUUCAACCUAAUAGACACCAAGGAGCUGGAACCGCUGAAGGAAAUGACCUCCCGGAUGUGCCACUGAGAUCAGACCGUCCUGCUCUCACCUCGGCAUCUCUUCCGAGGACACAGAGUCCCACUCCUGCAUUGGAGACAUGAAUCAAGGGGAGAACAGAGACGUUUUCUUAAAGAAAUCUAUAUAUUUUUAAUGAGUUUCAAUGUAAAACUGUGAUAUUGCAGGAAUAUUUUUUUAAAGAUGCUCUAGAUAAACUAGUUUUUUUUAUAGUAAUUUCUAUAAAAAAAAAAAAAGUAUUUUUGGCCACUUGGUGGGAACGCUCGUCCCCUGAGGAGGGAGGAGCCAGCCUGUGCUGCCUCUCCUCUGCCCCCUCACUGCGGUGGCACCAGGAGCCGAGCCAGGUGCGCCAGGUAGAGCCAUGCCGUGGAGCUGGCGCUAUGAUGGAAGCGGUACGUCCCUCCGGACCCCCACCCCCUAAAUGUGAAGGGAGGUUACGUGUGGGCAUUGGGGAAGAAGUGCUGGUGCACACGGAUUCACUGGGGCACCGCAAGGAGCUGUCUGGUUCCAGCACCUCUUCCGCUGGCUGUGCGGUCAGUUUUUGGACAGAGCUGCUUUUGUGCUCACCCUGCACUUGGCAUCCUGUCCCCAAGGCCUGCCCUUCCUUUCUUUCUCUGUGAAAGAAGUCAGACUUGGGUUUCUUUCAUGGCCAGACCAGAGCUGCUGCUGCUGAUGAUCUAUCCUGCAGCUGUGCUGCGCUGGAGCGCUCCUGUUGUGAAUCUGCUCUUGCCUCUUGCACCAGCGCUGAGCUGAGCUGCUCCCGCUGCACCGCCCCCACGGGGACAGGCUCGGCGCUGGCAGCACUGGGACAAGCGGACCCGCACCUGGUGGGAAUGAGUAGAGGGAAGGUGCUGGGACCAGCAUGGGGAGGUUGGCUUUUCAAACACCUGCGCUUCCCUUUCUCUUCGUGGUACGCAGACCCUACUGAGGAACCGGGCUGCUUGCUCUCCAGCCUUGCUUACAGGCUCUGUGUGGACCACUUUCUGCUUCCCGUUAGGGUACUAAACCUUUUCUCUUCCUUAGCAGCGCUUCCCUGCUCUGCCACACGCGUCGCCUCUUAACCAAAGUGUCUGGUGGGCAGCCAGAGCCAGGGGCCUUACCUCCUGCUUGCACAAGAGCUCUGCUGCCUGGCCAGAGCCUGGCAGUCCCCCCAGGUAGGUAGGUCAGGCUACCUAGGAGCGGGGGGAGAGCGGGGAGCAGGGUUUACAGGGAGAGAAAAGGUUUUUGUGAACAGUGACCAAACUACCACUAACCACUUCUUCAUUAGAAAGUUUUUUUUGUGUCCUGGAAUCUCUGUAUAUACAUGACUCUUGUUUCUUGUGCUAUCGUUAGGACACGCGUACAAAUACCACUAUAGUUCUCUGACAUGGAACCAAUAAAUUAUGCUGUAUUUACAUAGCA
Messenger RNA from Cygnus atratus (black swan), 4972 nucleotides. It is a transcript of the gene MOB3A, whose product is annotated as MOB kinase activator 3A. The record is from RefSeq and is a predicted model, not a curated record. NCBI's taxonomy places the organism in Eukaryota, Metazoa, Chordata, Aves, Anseriformes, Anatidae. Gene Ontology annotation, biological process: positive regulation of protein phosphorylation; signal transduction. Gene Ontology annotation, cellular component: nucleus; cytoplasm. Bases 2933 to 3583 code for a protein of 216 amino acids. The transcript is spliced from 4 exons. Gene Ontology annotation, molecular function: protein kinase activator activity.